This is a messenger RNA of Wasmannia auropunctata (little fire ant), 3518 nucleotides long. Its product is annotated as E3 ubiquitin-protein ligase znrf1. NCBI's taxonomy places the organism in Eukaryota, Metazoa, Arthropoda, Insecta, Hymenoptera, Formicidae. The coding region runs from base 1 to 642 and encodes 213 amino acids. The transcript has 4 exons. The record is from RefSeq and is a predicted model, not a curated record.
AUGGGAGCCAAGGCGAGCACCGUGGCACAAUCCGCUGGUGGCAACGGUCAGUCGUCCACUGGGGCCAACGAGACCGCGAUGCAGGGCUUCUCCAUGCUCCGCUCCCUGCCCGGCGGCGUGGGCAUGCUGCACCAUCAGCACCAGCAGUCGCAGAAUCAGUCGCAGAACUCGCGCAUGUCCGGGGACAGCAGGCAGCGUGCACGCUCGCUCAGCUCCGUGCCGGAUCUCUCCUCCGCCGAGCAGGCCAGCCUCUCCACCUCGGUCGGGGUCGGGGUCGGCCAGGCCCUCGGCCUGCCGCAGCUCGACUCCGACGACACGGACGAGGAGAGCGGUCGCGUCUACGCCGCUCACAGCUUGCCUUCGCACAUUUGGUCCCUCAACGGUCUAAAGUGUCCCGUAUGCUCCAAGUUCAUUCUGCCGGACGAUAUCGAGUGUCACCUGGUCAUGUGCCUGACCAAGCCACGGCUCAGUUACAAUGAGGAUGUGCUUACGGAUGGAAAAGGCGAAUGUGUCAUUUGCUUGGAGGAAUUACAAUCUGGAGAUCUUAUAGCCCGCUUGCCCUGUCUCUGUAUAUAUCAUAAAAACUGUAUCGAUAAGUGGUUUCAAGUGAAUCGUAGCUGCCCUGAACAUCCUGGAGAUUGAUUCGUACCUGCUGAAGUUGAUGGAGUAUAGUGGAACAAGUUGCUAGCCCAGAGGACAUACACGUCGAUGGGAUUGAGGUGGCAGGAAAUGGCAGAAAAUUUAAAAAAAGCUAGUCAAGGUGGCUGCUAGUCCGCAAUGGUGAUUGGUGCGUGCGGUGAAUUGUUCGACUGAACGAGACUCGCUCAAUCAAAUCGAACACACGGGAAAAACACUGAUGUUUAAUUCAAUCCUCAAUUCUACUAUUGUUAAGCGGAGGACUUAAAUAACAAACAGAAAAAAAAUCGCCAUAGGAUUCAACGAUACAAUGCUAUUACCUACACGUAUCUAUAAUUAAUCUAUUAUUGCUCUAUCGCUUAAUAUCAAUUGUAUCAUAUUUAUAAAUUUUACUUAGUUUUACCUCUUGAACUCGAGAUUUAGCGCUUAAGCAAGACAAUCUUUAUUAUUAUCAAAUCAUGUUUUUCUUUCGGUUUUUUUUCUUAUUCUUUUUAUGGUUCUUUUUUUUCUUUCUGGAAAAGGGGGACAGGACGAAUCUUAGUCAAGGAGACCUGCAUAGGAGCAGGUGAGCUCUACCUUAGAUAAGUUAGUUGUAUACUUUUAUUGAUUUUUAGUAUUGAGACGAUAUAUCGUAAAAAAUUUUCCGUUGUCUGUUGGGGAAUGAGUGCUAGAAAGGAUAUUUUUGAUACUUUCAUAAAAGGGAGGGCCAGAAUGUAUAAGAGUUUCGAGCGCUGGAGAUGACGACGUAACACUGUUGAUGCUGUAGUAACAAUAAAGGUUCUGAUUUUAACCUUCCUUACUGAGAUUCAUACUAAUGUGAUAAAUCUCUUUUGUUGUUAUUAGAGAGAAUUGAGACACGCUCCGUGUUACCGAGAUGUGUACAGUCUAUUGUCGAUUACUGAGGAUUUACCUACUGUAUAAUUAAUCUCUUUUGUAUAUGGAUAAGGAUUGACAUAACCCAGCAGAAGUAGUUUUUGUAAUACGAACAAUCAAAGUCUCUCAUUGUUCCGGUGAUGUAUGGAAAACCGUGUAUGUUCGGCUCGGACUUGUCUGUUGCGUGCGGUUUAAGGAUACAAACUGGCGAAAGCAAUGAGACGAAUAUACGAGGUGGGGGAGAGUGAGGGAAGGAACGGAGGAGCGAAGGGCAGUGUGCGAUGCAAAAAAAAACCGAGAGGAACUAGAAAUAAAUUAUAUUAACAAAAUCGACGCGUAAACAUAAAUAAAGUAUGUACAUAUACAUGUGUAUAUAUAUAUGCAUACUCUCUCGCACACUUUCUCUCGACGGAUAUCUAGAUAUCUAAAAAGCUGAACAAGACUUUUUUCACUGAUAAGCGAGAAGAAUUUUCGCGAGCCACAAGAGAGUCGCUCGUUGGACUGCAAGCGGUCUUUAAAACUAAAAAAAAAUUAAUUUAAACCUUAAAAAAAAGAUAUUUAUUGGUAAAGAUAUCGAAAUUAUUAAAUUAAAUAAGCACGUAAAUCGAAAGAAAAGCAGUAUCUGUAUUCAAGAGAAAGUGCGCGAUGCCUAAAACAUCCUGUAUGUAUAUGUAUACACACCUUUUUUAAGCUAUAUGAGAGGUAAGUGGCCGUAGAGACAAGCUCGAUUUCGUAAAGAAAUAAAAAAAAACUAAAGAAAAAAGAGUAAGAGAGAGAGAAAGAGGAUGCAAAGGUAACUCGAGACGAAGAUUGGUAACAGCGAUGAAAAGCGUUGCGGGGAGGUUUCUCUUUGUAUUUCGUUUACUGAUCGAGGACGGGGAGAUUGUGUCUCGCGGCUGGUCGUUUAUCGAUUUUACGAUAUGUGUAAGGCUCGUUGUAUGCGACGAUUUAUACGGAGACGGAAUGCGGGGAAGAAAGCGGAAGAAGGGUAAUUGCGCGCCGUGUGUGAGGGAAGGUACGCAAAUAGAUCGCGUGCAUCCCACAGCGGCGACGGCGGCGGCGAACGACGAAAACGUCGGGGAGCACGUGCGGAUGCGUGCGUGUGUCGCGACACACAUGCAACGCACGUGCUCACCUCGCUCUCGAUCUCGGUAGCGGUAUUCCGUACUGUGAAUCUGUUCAUAUCUUAGUUGUACUUCCUUACACGUGCUGUAUUAAAAUUAUAUAAAUAGAAGGAAACGGGCAUUGUAUUCGAAGGCGCGGUAGCAAGGCGUGCAGGAACUGCAACUAAAAUAAUAAACAGACUCAAUGAUACUCGUUUUUUAAUUAGUCGAGAAAGAAAUGCACGAAAUAAUGCAAAUUAUUUUUUCUUGAUGAACGUUAAUUCGCAUGUCCAUGCCUUUUAUUUUCCGAUUAUAGAGAGUGUCCUUGAAUCAUCGCAUGGUUCAGCGUUCAAUAUUAAUUGGCAAGCUUUAAAUUAAAGUUCUGCUAAGACUUUAAUAUUUUGUUUUUUUUUCUCUCUCCAAACUAGAAACGCGAAUUUAAUUUUUAAUUUUUAUUUAAAUUUUUAAUUAUUCGACAACUGUGUAACAUUUUUAACGGUAUAAAUUAACUCUACGUUAUUUAAAGAAUUUAAAAGGAAGAGACGCCUGGGGUUCUGGAGACAUUUUAUGCGAUCCCUCGUCAUCUUGUCUCCGUUAAUUCAUUACGGAAAAUUAGAAAGAUAUGCUCUUUGUUGAUUUUACGUUUAAGAGAUACUUUUUAAUUAAAGAGAAACAUACGGUAUACGGAAUUCCUCUACCUGCGGGGCUGUAGAUCUACCAUCAAACGAAACGUGAGAGCCCGAGAAAGAUCAGUGCGUCUAAUCUAGCUCCGUAGAAUAAAGAGAUCGCGAAUGGAAGGCGAUGGAAGCCUAAAACUCGCAAGAUUGUAACUGUGGACACACACAGGUUGUAAUGAACCAUUUGUAUGUAUGACACUAUUGACUUAAAUAUAUAGUUUAUAAGCUA